AUGGCGCUGCGCAUGCGUGUGCGCGGCGGCGCGUGGCUGCUGCUGUUCUCGCAAGGGCGGCUGGAGCGCAGAGCCCGCGCAGCUCAACGUUGGUGCGCUGCCGAGCCUGGCCGAGGGGAGGGGGAGGGAGGGAGGAGACGCUUCGCGUGGGUGGAGCGGCUGCAGCGCGCUGCGCGACCCCAACCCGGCCGAGAAGCGCGUGGCGCUGGUGGCGCGGGGGCGCUGCAACGGCGCGCUGGGCCUCUUCAAAACUGCUCUGCCAGGAGCCCGCGCCGGCCCCCACUCGCCAGGUUGUACCUGCUGCCCGAGGAGGCGGACGUGGAGGACGGCGCGUUGGGACGACGCUGUCAGCGCUGGCUGGGAGCGGCUGCGGCGGCUGGAGCUGGACCUGGCGGUGACGCUGUAGUUGGCUUUGAAUUCUCUGGUCGACUCUCGAGCGGCCGCCGAGUCAUGGGAAUGAGGAUGGGAGGUUGCGUGUCUACGGAGAUUAUAGCACCUGAAUUUCUCUUAUGGGAUGUUCCUGAUGAAAUGACUCUCCUUGAAGCAUCCACGAUACCUGCUGCCUAUGGAACGCAUGUGAGCGCUCUCUUGGGAUCGAGCGAGUCCGGGGGCUUCACGCUGCUGGGCUACUCGUACGGAGGCCUUCUGGCGCUGGAGGCCGCGGCGCGGCUCGAGGCCGAGGGCUGGGCGAGCACGGGCCACGUGGUGCUCCUGGACUCGGCGCCUGACGUAAUGCAUGCCAUGGCCAAGAUGAUGCUGAUGGUGGACCCAGCUUCCGAGCGAAAUGGUUCGCUUGCUAGAGAAUCCAGCCAUAAGAACGUUGCGAGAUAUCAAGAUGAUUUCAAAGAAGAACGGCGACUCCAGGACGAGAUACUGGUUCACGUCACACAAACGAUGCUCCCAGACAUGGCGGCAGCGCAGCUUCAGGCAAGAGUGAACCCAAGAUCCCUGCGCGGCAAGGAAAUGGGCGUUUAUGUAGGUGCAUGCUUCUCCGACAGAUUUUUUUAG
Gryllus bimaculatus (two-spotted cricket) is the source of this 1008-nucleotide messenger RNA. The record is from the annotation of a GenBank genome assembly. Lineage: Eukaryota; Metazoa; Arthropoda; Insecta; Orthoptera; Gryllidae.